Phlebotomus papatasi is the source of this 4287-nucleotide messenger RNA. Its product is annotated as tonsoku-like protein. Gene Ontology annotation, molecular function: protein binding. The record is from RefSeq and is a predicted model, not a curated record. NCBI's taxonomy places the organism in Eukaryota, Metazoa, Arthropoda, Insecta, Diptera, Psychodidae. Bases 130 to 4143 code for a protein of 1337 amino acids. The transcript is spliced from 5 exons.
AGUGUAACAUAACCUAACUUUUUUGUAGACUGCAUAUUUUGAUGGUCCUUUUUAGUGAAAAAAAGUUGUGUAAUUUUAUGAAAUAGUGAUAAAGAAUCAAAUAAAGUGACUUAAGAACAUCUUUUUGAUAUGGAGAAAAAGCUUCUUGCGAAGAAGAGGAAGGCUGUUCAGGAGAAAAAUGAUCAACAAAUUGCAACAUCCUGUCACAAUUUGGGAAAUUUCUACCAUGAAUCCGGACAGUAUGACAAGGCAUUGCAAGAGUACAGGGCUGAGGCGGAAAAAUGGAAAACUUUGGGGACUAGGAUAAAGUAUGGAAUUGCUCAUAGGAUGAUUGGAGAGAUGUUGAUGCUUCUUGGGGAUGUCAAUCAGUCCCUGAAGCAUGAACAGCAGUACUUGAAAAUUGCCCAGGAAGAGAAGGACAGUAUUGAGAUACAGAGGGCUUAUGCAACAAUUGGAAGGGCUUUUCUCCUGAAAGGGCAGAAUCUGACGGAGAAGGAGAGUAUCAAUGAGAGAGCAAAGGCACUGAAGGAGGCAGAAAAAGCCUUCCUUAAGAGUCUGUCCAUUUGUCGAGAACUUCCAGGUAAGAUCAGUAACACAGAAUUGCAGGAUAUGAUGGCAAGGUUAUACCUCAAUCUGAGUGUUACCAAAGAGAACUGCAGUGCUGAGAUUGAAAGGGCUCUGGAGUAUAUGACAAAGGCUAUAGCCAUCUGCAAGAGUCAUGAUCUCUAUGAGCUACUUCAUCAAUGUUACAUGUCCACGGGGCUUCUCUAUGAGGUCAAAAAGAAAGAUAUUGCAAAUUCUCUGAGGUAUCUCAAUUUAGCACUAGAUGUUGCACAGCGCCUCGAAGCACGGACUGUAAAAAUUUGUGAGACUCUCCUGAUGAAGAGUGAAGUUCUUAUCAAAUCCGGAGACUAUCAGAGCGCAAAGCAAACUUUGCACAGAGCCUACAAGCUCAAAUCACCAAAUGAGACAGAUAGAGAAACGAUAGAGCAGAAGCUGAGAGUUGUAGCAGCUCUCUGUUACACGGAAGACUCCCUGAUAACAGCCAAUUCGAUAGACUAUCGCAGGAAGAAGGAUUUGUAUGAGAAAAUGGGAGAUGGUUCGUGCAAACUUGAGAAUUAUGACAAGGCUUUGAGUUACUACCAGAAAAUGCUGGAAAAUGCUGAACUUAGUGGAGACAGUGGGAAGACUCUGAUUCCAAUCUACGUGAGUCUCUAUCAAACCUACAAAGACAAUAACAAUUACAAAGAAGCCUUGGAGUAUUCGUGGAAGGAGUAUGAAUUGUGCAAGGAUGUUCCCCAGGAAGCCUUCCUCACGCUCAUGAAUAUCGCUGAACUGUCUGAUUUGGCUGAGAUGAAGUUCUGGGAUGUAGAGAAAAUAUACCAGAGAGCUCGUAGAGAAGCUGAAAAGACUGGAAAUAAGAAAUCUGAAGCUCUAGUAGUUUCAAAAUUAUUACUACUCCAGAGGAAGCAUGAGAUGGAUUCUUUAGCUGAAUUACUCGAGAAGGAGGCUAAACUUUCCGGACUGGAUUUUGUGGCAGAAUCCGAUGAUGGCGAAGAAGUAGCUGAGGAUGACGAUAAUAUUCCUAGUAUUGGAGAUGACAUCUGCCUGGAAGAUCUAUCAGAUUCUGGAAGUGAAGAAGAUAGUGAAAUCCCAAUGGCUGUUGAGGAAAAACGACCAGUCCGGAAGAGAGUUGCCAAUGUUGUCAAGAGAAAUAACAAAGGUGAAACUCAAUUGCAUCAAGCAUGUAUCUCUGGGAAUAUUACUCUCACCCGGAGACUCCUGGAUCAGGGACAUCCGGUCAAUGUACGAGAUCACGCUGGAUGGCUUCCACUCCACGAAGCCUGCAUCCAUGGGCACAGAGAAAUCGUCGAGAUGUUGCUGGAGAAAAGUUGUGCAACAAUCAAUGAUCGUGGAGGAACUUCAUGCGAUGGCAUAACUCCCAUGCAUGAUGCCUGCUCCAAUGGUCAUCUGGACAUUGUGGAAUUUCUCCUGGACAAAGGUGCUAAUGCCUUGGUAAGGACAGAUUUUGGAGAUACUCCACUGGAGACUCUCAAAGUUUGGCGACAAACAACGAAGCUGGAUGAGAACCAAAGGAUGUUCUAUGAUACGAUAAUUCAGAGACUCACGAAACUCAUGGAAAAAGCUGGAGUGAAUCCCAGGGAGAAACCUAUGAAUACAAAUAGAAUUCGAGAGACUCUCGUAGAUGAGGAAGAAUCCAGAGAAAGCGGAAGUGAAAAUGAGGAUUCAUCAUCUCCUCCUCGUGUCUUCGGAAAACCCUGUAAAUCUCCAGAGGGAUCUUCCAAGCUUUACAAAAGUGUCAUUGAGAAUUUGAGGAAAAAACCUCAAAUUGACGAACCCAUGAAUGGAAUUACAGAGUCUAAGAAGAGAUCAGCAUAUCUAAAAGGAGACGAAGUUGGAGAUGAUUGGUUGGAAGAUGAUCUCUUGCCAAAUAAGAAGCGUAGGAAAUUUCACAAAGAAUCCAUAGACUUCUGGAGUGCAAGUGAAAAUAAAUCUCUCACUCCCAAACCAAAGGUAUCUAGUAGGCCGGUAGUUCCAGAAUCUGACAAUGAAAUGGAAGAAACUACAGAUUUUGUCGAUCUUGGACUAGAGCAGGAUAUUCCCCUUUCAAAUGGAAGCAAGUCUAGUAGUGAAAGUGCUAAAAUUUCAAAGAGAGUCACGCAAUCAUCUCUAUUAGAUGCUGGAUUUUCUAGACAACAAAUAGAUGUUGAUCUUGAUUUUCCCAUGAAUACUUCCCCAACGAAAUCCUCGAGAUCCUCAACGGGAAAGUCAAGUGUUCCGGUUAUUCUGCAUAAUAUGAUCUCCAUCAAAGUAAAAGUGGAUGAUCAACUAAUUGUGGUUCCGGUAAAUGCAGGAGAAGUGCCCAAUCUUCAGAUAAAAUGGCUAGCUGAUCGUGCAUCCAAGAGAUAUUACAAUCUUCAUGGUCGACGACCGGAGAUGCUUUUGACUACAACUGACGGUGCAGUAUUUGAUGAUCAAGAUCCCAUUUCUUUGGUAAUUGACAAUGAUCAGAAUCUCGUUCAUUCGUUGAUAAGCAAAUGGAAUGUUCUUUCUCUGGUGGAAAGCUAUAAAGAUGUGGCCAAACAGAUAGAGCAUGUGGAAAAUGUAAAAAUCCUCCAGGCACUGGAAGUGGCUGAGAGUUCAAAUGAACUAAAUCUCUCAGAUCUGGAUUUACCGUCGAAAGAAACUCGGGCUCUGUUCAAAGCUGUACAGCAUCAUGUCAAUUUAUCAACGAUAGACUUGGCCAACAAUGUCAUUGAAGAUGAAGGGCUAGUGUACUUUUGUCAAUCGCUGAGCUCUCUCAAGUAUCUCAGUGUUUUGAAUCUGAGCAGCAAUUUUCUCACGGAAAAUGGACUUUUGCGCCUGGCAAAUGUGCUACAAGAAGCUAAAGAUAUUUUUUUGCCGGAGUUGAGAGAUUUAUCAUUGAGCCACAAUCCUCUGGGAAAUGGGAGUAGAAAGUAUUUGGUGAGCAUCUGUGAGAAAUUGCCAAAAUUGAAGCAUCUGCAUCUCUCAGCAUGUGAUUUAACAGAAUUGGGAGAUUUCAAUUUUGGCUUUGAAAAGCUAGAGAGUCUCGAUUUGAGUUUUAAUUGUUUCAAGGAUAGUGAUGAAUUGAGGACAGUUUGGCGGUAUCUUGAUGUGACAAAAAUUGAGAGGCUGAAAAUGGGUUUUUGCGUGGGGAAUUCGGGAAUAGGGAAGUAUCUGAGUAAUUUUUUGCAAUCAGGAUCACCGAAAUAUCUCACGGAACUUCAUUUGCAAAAUUGCCACUUGAGUGAUGCAGAUCUCUGGAGCAUUUUAAAGGCUCUUGGUGGUGGUCAGAUGCAGGAAAUUAAUUUGACACAGAAUCCUCUGACCACUCUGUCACUAAAAUACUUCCUGACAACGAAUAUUUCUGUCAAGUAUGUUAAUUUCUUGGGAUGUGAGAAAAUUCUCAGUAAUAUCAAUUUAUUGGAGGAACUUCCACCACAUGAAGGUGAAUUGCAUCCGGAAAAAAUCAGUCUAUACGGGAAGGGAAUUGAAGAGGAAGUUAUUGAGCAUUUGAAGAAAGUCUGGACAUCCUGCUGGACAGAAAAAUACGCCACAGUUGAGAGAAAAUCCAACACAAUCAUUCUUUCAAGAAUAUAAUUUUUUUGUUUGAGGAAUUGUAAAGGUUUGUUUUAUUUUAAGCAAUAACUUUUAAGAAUUGUCCUAAAUGUAUAAAUCUCUGUAAUGAUUCUUCAAUUUUUUUUCCGUCAAAUAGACAUUAUUAAGAUGAAUCAUUUUGGGAAA